Messenger RNA from Stegodyphus dumicola, 3171 nucleotides. RefSeq lists its product as uncharacterized. Lineage: Eukaryota; Metazoa; Arthropoda; Arachnida; Araneae; Eresidae. The record is from RefSeq and is a predicted model, not a curated record.
AAAAUAUCAAAACAAAAUGAAAUACAAUCUAAACAGAUGGCAUAAAAUUACGAAUAUCAUUCAAUAUUGAAAAAAAAUUUCUGAGUUAUUGAAUAUAGUCGACGCCACAUAAAUUCUAUUAAAUAUAAUUCUAAAUAGUGAGGAGCAGUGCCACACUGACGUUUAUUUCUCCAUUUAGCACUGCCCUGUAAUUGCUCUAUAGUUUUGGCAUCAAUUUCUACAAAAUUAUAUUUGUAGAAAUUGAUGCCAAAACUUUGUGAUUCGCGGUAAAAUGUUCAUAGACAGCAUUUCUUAGUUCUUCUGAAAAAGUAAUGCUGCCAUCCGCAAUGUUUUCUUGAAUGGAGUCAUCAAUGUCAUAGCACAAGGAUCAGGAAUGGUGACUAGAAAACAUGCUUUGCUUUCCUGAAAUGAACCCCUGAAUAUGUAUUGUUCUAGAAGAAUGCGUCCAGCAAUGUUUUUCCUUAUUGUAAAAAGACUCGUCUGUUUCUACGAUUUUGUUGGUUCCACGGAUUUUAAUUCUUUUACGAGACAUCAAACUAUUUGCACAUACCACCUUGUAGUUAUUCUAAUCUACUGUCGUAUUAUGGCUCAUUUCUAAUUGAAGUUCACAAAAUUCAGUCGAUGUCAGUUCUUGACCUUGACACCACAGACAGAUGAAAUGAAUGACAUUGAGGAAAGUAAGACACGAGCCUUCAAACCAUGUUUUCGUUCUCGAUCCUUUUUUUUUUACAGCAAGAACAUAUAUCUUAAGCCAUGAUAUUUUAAAUUUAAAUAAAAAAUAUUUAAAAUAACUAGCAACGAUAUUUCAGAAGAAAAAUAGAAUUCUCAAACCAUGAUAUUUCAAAUGUUAAAUUCUCGAGCCAAGAUAUUUGCCGUGGUUAUUGGCACAUUUUAAACUAAUGCCACUCUAAUGGAAUUGUACCCAAAAUUUUUCAUAUUCCACUUUCUCAUAAUACUUACAUACAUAAAUUUUUGAAAUCGAGUACAAUGAGCAAUGUCAUUGGAUGAAAUAAACAGUGAACUUUAAAUAAAUAUUUGAAGAUUCUGGAUUCUUUUUGUUGCAGUUUUGUUUGGAAAAGAUUUUUGCUAUUAUUUAGAAGGUAUAAAAAAAGAAUUUUGGGCUACAGUACAUGAAUGAAGGGUUAGUUGCAUUAAAUUAUUCAUUUCCAUCAUAAGAAUGAUAUGUAUCUUGUGUAGUAAAUAGACAGUUUUUUUUUUUUUUUUUAAUCAGUUUUUUUUUUUUUUUUUUUUUAAAGCAGUAGCUUAGUGAGGAGGAGAAAAUCUAUCUCUGGGUGCACAUCCAAUUGCACCAAAUUGUUGUUGCAAAAUUUAAAAAUGAAAUACUGUCCAUUUUUGGCAAACAACAAGGGACAUAAAAUUUUGAUUUGUCCCUGGGUGCUGAAAAGCUAGCUACAGCUUUGUAAGAAAAGAAAGGACAAAGUAUUUUACUAACUCUUUACUGCUACUGAAAUUUUCUCAGACUGAAUUGGAAGCUUGGGUAAAAAUUUACAAUUGGGUGCUCCUUGUUUUUUGGCGAUUCUCUUUUGACACCAAGAUCGGCGCCAGGAAGGCACAAGUUCAAGAUGGCCGCUACACAAAACCAAAAUAAGAAAUCAAAGAAUUGCACAAACUUUGUGUCCAUGUACGCAUCGAUCUGUUUUCAUUUAAAAAAAAAAAAUCCUAGAAUUGCACACUGUCUUAAAUUUGCCCAUGUACGCAUCAAUCUAUUUUCAUUUCAAUAAAAUCAGGAAGUUAAAACUAUCAUGGUAACCAGAAAUGAGGUUUCAUCGCCGAAAUUUCAAAAAAAUUGUCACUAAUAGAAGGGGCACCCAGUUCUACACUAGAGCCGAAGUUUGUUUUACUUUCAUCUUACAAUUCAGCAGAACAGUGGCUACUCCACCAUGAAUUCGUUCUGUUAAGUAAAUACAAGACUAUGGAUCCAUCCCAAAUGCAAAUGCUUCUAACAUGUUUUGGUAUGUGGAUGAACAUCCAGCAACAAAAAAUACAAGUUUCUUUACUACAGAAAAAGCUCAAUGACAUUUUAGUAGUCUAUAUGAAAAGAAGAAAAUGCCACCUUAUGCAAAUGGUGGAUUACAACAUUAAAAAACUAAAACAAAUGAUAGAGUAUACACAUUCACCUCAGCAAUUUUAUGAAUUAUUUCAUGUGAGUUUGCCUGCAUUUUUGAGGAUGAGAGAUAUUCUUUAUAAGCAAGAUUUAGAACCCAGUGGAUGGAUACCAGAAAUAGAACUUCUUUUAUUUCUUUUUUGGUUGUCCAGUGGAUCAUCAUUCAGGAAAACUUCUUCAUUUUGUGGCAUUUCUGUACCAUCCCUUAACAAAAUAUUUCAAGAUAUAUUUAAUAAAUUUCUUGCAAAUUUAUCCAAUGUUAUUCAAUUUCAAAAGACAGACACAGAGUAUCUAUGUGCAGGCUUUCAGAAACUGACAUCAUGUCAUAUUUUUGGACUUGUUAUGGGCUGUUUGGAUACAUAUCAUGUUCCAAUAAAUCUUAAAAGUAAGGACAAACAUUACAUUAAUAACACACAGAACACAUCAAUUCAGGUUCAAGUUGUGUGUGAUUAUAAUGGAGCUUUUAUAGAUAUUGCAAUUGGUUUUCCUGGUGGCAUGUUGAAAUCUCAUGUGUUACAGUGUACUCCUUUGUAUUUGGAAGCUUUAAUGCCAGCCAAAGGAUUUGUUCUUCUAAGUGGCUCUGGUUUUCCUUGUUUACAACAACCCAUUUGUCUAAUACCACCCUUUAGUAAUGCUGAUGAUCCUGUUAAAGAAAGAUUUAAUUCCUGCCAACAGAAAGUUCAUUCAGUUAUCAAAAAAAAGUAUAGGUCAGAUGCAUGAAAGAUGGAAUAAGUUAUUUUCUAAACCAUUAAUUCUUAGUUUACCUCUUGUAACAAAAGUGGUUAUUGCUUGCUCUAUGAUUCAUAACAUAUGCAUAGAAAUGGAAGAUAUUUGGCCAAAAGAAGCUUUUGUUGAUUUUAAUGUUAAUGAGGAAGAUACAAACAUUUAUGAAGGCCAAAUUAGUGGUGAAAAUACGCAAAAACAGAUGGCAGUUUCUUUACUUUCUGAACAUGAAAUGCAGAAAAUUAUGAAUGAUUAUUCUGUGUAUGAAAUAUAAGUAUGUCAAAUUAUAGAAGCUUGAAUAAAAUUAUCCGAUAUAAUUUUUA